This is a messenger RNA of Rana temporaria (common frog), 6289 nucleotides long. It is a transcript of the gene SEC24C, whose product is annotated as SEC24 homolog C, COPII coat complex component. NCBI's taxonomy places the organism in Eukaryota, Metazoa, Chordata, Amphibia, Anura, Ranidae. Gene Ontology annotation, molecular function: zinc ion binding; SNARE binding. The coding region runs from base 179 to 3703 and encodes 1174 amino acids. Gene Ontology annotation, biological process: COPII-coated vesicle cargo loading; intracellular protein transport; endoplasmic reticulum to Golgi vesicle-mediated transport. The record is from RefSeq and is a predicted model, not a curated record. Gene Ontology annotation, cellular component: COPII vesicle coat; endoplasmic reticulum exit site. The transcript has 25 exons.
GCUCUCCCUGGUUGGGCGGAGUGUGGACGUGGCAGAGCCUGACAAGCCGAAGCUCUCCAGUGGGUGAAACAGAACGUCAUUUCCGCUAGGAACUGGAGACGACGCUUGGUGGAAGCGGACAGGGAAGUGUGUGAAGAAGCCGGAACGGAAGGAGGAUCAGUCUGGGGAUGUACACAAGAUGAACGUAAACCAGCCACCUCAUUUAGCUACUCCUUACAUGCAGCCUCAGCCUGGAGGGUUUCAACAACCGGUCUAUGGAGGUCAACCAAGGCCAGGAGGUCCUCAGUACCCAGGAUAUAAUGGGCCUGUGCAAGGUUAUCCACAACAUAUUCCUUCACAAGGUUUCCCUUUGCAUUCAGGGUUCCCUCAAAAAGGGUCUCCUGAUUCUUUCACCUCUGGCACUUCUUCUCCUGUUAACUCUCAUUAUAUAGGUCCCGUGAGAUCGCCACCCACAUCAGCAGCUCAGACUACAGCAGGAACCUCGCUCCCUCAGGAGCAGCUGCAGUAUAGUCAUUUUGGUCAGGGUGACAUGCAGAAUGGACCAGCAUCAUUAAAUAACCAGAUGCAAAGACCACCUAUGAGCCAACCGUACAUGCAACAAGCGGGAGAUCCUCAACAAGCAGCUGGUGUUCAGAAAUACCCUCCAACCUCCACUAAUGCUCAGCAACUAACCAACCAAAUGAUGGGAAUGCACAUUGGUGGGGUGCAAACAUCAGGUCCACCACAAACACUACCAUUUGGCACGCAAAGUCCUCUUCCUCCAUCCUCAGGAUCGGGGAGUUAUAACAUGUAUUCCAACAAUCAGGUCCCUCCAGCUUUGAAUUUGUCACAAGGAAUGCCUCCCACCAGUAUGCCACAAUCUCAGCCACCCCCAUCCCAACAAUUUACUGGACCACCAUCUCAAGCACGCCUUUCCUCUCCACAUGGUUUUCAUCAACCAACUUCUCCACCUUCAAAUUAUCCUCCCCCUGUUUCGGGAGCUCCACCACCAACCACAAUGCAAGGCCCACCAAUGCCAGGACAACCACCUACUGGACCUCAUUUCGCUCAACCAAAUCAUAUAUCUUUUAAUCAGUCCCAGUCUGCUGUUCCUGGGGUGGUGACAGGUCCUCCAAUGAUGGGUCACCAGGGGCCACCACCUGCAAUGCCUACAGGCCAGGGAGGAUUUCCUCUUCAACAGAAUGGUUCCUUUGGACAAGUUAGGGCUCCCCAGCCUGGAUAUCCAGCAACUUAUCCACAGGCUCCAAAUUAUGGAAGCCAGCCUGGUCCUCAGGGUCCUCCAGGUCCUCCCCCUCCUGCGCAGAAGAGACUGGACCCAGAUUCCAUCCCUAGUCCUCAGCUUAAUGAAAUGCCACCCCAGCAGAAAUCGAGGCACAGGAUAGACCCCGAUGCAAUUCCUAGUCCAAUCCAAGUAAUAGAAGAUGAUAGAAACAAUAGGGGUUCUGAACCUUUUGUCACUGGCCUGAAAGGACAAGUUCCACCACUUGUAACAACCAACUACUUUGUCAAAGAUCAAGGAAAUGCAAGUCCAAGGUAUAUCCGAUGCUCAUCAUACAACUUUCCUGCCAGCUCAGACAUGGCGAAGCAGUCCCAGGUCCCACUUGCUGCUGUUAUUAAACCACUGGCAACUCUGCCAUCUGAUGAGGCUCCUCCCUGUGUGGUUGAUCAUGGCGAGACUGGACCUAUUCGCUGUAAUAGAUGUAAAGCUUACAUGUGCCCUUCCAUGCAGUUCAUUGAGGGUGGGAGGAGGUUUCAGUGCUGCUUUUGCAGCUGUGUCACCGAAGUGCCCCCACAAUACUUCCAACACUUGGAUCACACAGGCAAAAGGGUGGAUUGCUAUGAUAGGCCUGAGCUGUCUAUGGGAAGUUAUGAGUUCACUGCAACUGUUGACUACUGCAAGAAUAACAAAUGCCCAAAUCCUCCGGCUUUUAUUUUUAUGAUUGAUGUGUCAUAUAAUGCUGUAAAGAGCGGGUUGGUAACAUUGGUGUGUGAGGAGCUGAAGCAACUAAUUGACUACCUACCCAGGGAAGGAAACAUGGAAGACUCGGUGAUACGAGUGGGAUUUGUAACCUAUAACAAAGUGCUCCAUUUCUAUAAUGUGAAAAGCUCCUUGGCCCAGCCACAGAUGAUGGUGGUAUCGGAUGUGGCUGAUAUGUUUGUCCCUUUGCUGGAUGGCUUUCUUGUAAAUGUAAAUGAAUCCAGGGCGGUCAUCACUAGUUUGCUUGACCAGAUUCCAGAACUGUUUGCAGACACAAGAGAAACUGAGACUGUUUUUGGCCCAGUCAUCCAGGCUGGUUUAGAAGCACUGAAGUCUGCUGACUGUGCUGGGAAGCUCUUUCUUUUCCACACUACUCUCCCUAUUGCUGAGGCCCCAGGGAAGGUCAAGAACAGGGAUGAUAAGAAACUCCUCAAUACAGAUAAGGAAAAGAGCUUAUUCCAGCCGCAGACGACUUUCUAUAACAACCUGGCCAAGGAUUGCGUUGCCCAGGGCUGCUGUGUGGAUCUAUUCCUAUUUCCAAAUCAGUUUGUGGAUGUGGCCACACUUGGUGUUGUUCCUUUCCAGACUGGGGGUUCAGUUUACAAGUAUACUUUCUUCCAGAUUGAGACUGACAGAGAGCGAUUCCUAAAUGAUCUGCGGCGGGAUGUUCAGAAAGACAUAGGAUUUGAUGCAGUCAUGAGGGUCAGGACUAGCACAGGCAUUCGUGCAACAGACUUCUUUGGUGCUUUCUACAUGAGUAACACCACUGAUGUAGAGCUGGCUGGGCUGGACUGUGAUAAAACCAUAACUGUGGAGUUCAAGCAUGAUGACAAACUGAAUGAAGACACAGGCGCCCUUCUUCAGUGUGCUAUCUUGUAUACCAGCUGUGGAGGGCAGCGUAGACUUCGCGUACAUAACAUGGCAUUAAACUGCUGCACACAGCUAGCAGACUUGUAUCGAAAUUGUGAAACGGACACGCUGAUCAACUAUUUUGCCAAGUUUGCUUUCCGUGGAGUCUUAAAUAACCCAACAAAGACUGUUAGAGACUCCCUGAUAAAUCAGUGUGCUCAAAUCCUCGCGUGCUAUCGCAAGAACUGUGCAAGCCCCUCUUCUGCUGGCCAGCUGAUCCUUCCAGAAUGCAUGAAGCUGCUUCCUGUCUACCUGAACUGUGUACUGAAAAGUGACGUGUUGCAACCUGGUCCUGAGGUGACCAUUGAUGACCGGGCAUAUGUGCGACAGCUUAUUUCCUCCAUGGAUGUUUCGGAUUCAAAUGUAUUUUUCUAUCCUAGGCUCCUGUCAUUUACCAAAGUGGAUCCUACCAGUGAUUCCCUGCCUGUAGCUAUCCGUGCCUCAGAAGAACGGCUUUCUAAGGGUGAAAUAUAUCUGCUUGAAAAUGGUGUGAACUUCUUUAUAUGGGUUGGUGCAAAUGUGCAGCAGGCCCUCAUCCAGAACCUAUUUGGGGUGUCCUCAUUCAGCCAGAUAGACUCUAGUAUGAAUACAUUACCUGCGUUGGAUAAUCCAGUCUCAAAUAAAAUGCAUGCAAUUAUCACAAUGUUCAGAGCCCAGAGGCCAAGAUAUAUGAAGUUGCUGAUUGUGAAACAGGACGACAAGCUUGAGAUGUUCUUCAAACACUUUCUGGUUGAAGAUAAGAACCUGAAUGGAGGGGCUUCAUAUGUAGACUUCCUCUGUCAUAUGCACAAGGAGAUCCGACAACUUCUUAGUUAGAGAUGGAAGAGUUGGAGUUAUCACCUCCAGUGACAUUUAAAAUAUUUUGCUAACCACCUUGGUCUUUUAACUAUGCUACUACAACCAGGACACCCAGAAGUGAAGGACCGUUAUGUUUUGUUUUCUGAUUGCCCCUUGUCUUUAGUUCACAUAAUUCUCCUUUCAAAACCCCCUUGUGCCCCACAUCCUUCCCAUUCUAAAGAUGAAGAUAAUAUUUAUGGAUUAACUGAAUGUUGCCCCUAUUUGACCAAAUUGUCUGCACUGAGGAGCACAAAGCUGUCUUGGUUGGGAUGAAUGUAGAGAUGCCUGCUCAGGAGAGAGGUUAAACACUGGUUAUUACCCAUUUGCUUUGGUCUGCCUUUAAGAGAAAAGAAAAUUUUAUGAGAACACAUAUGAACUGACUUGGACAGUAUGAGAACGAAUUUCCAUUAUUUCAUAAAACAUUCUUUUUAGACAAAUACAUCAUUUUUUUUUUUUUUGGAAGCACCUGGAAAUGUUUUGGGUGUCCUUUUUGUUUUAUUAAACUUUGUCAUUGAAGCAAACAAUAAAACCCAUAAGACCAUACUGUUCAGAUAUAACGGUUUUACAGUUGUCACCUAUGGUCCCCCGAUAAAAAAAAAAAUAUAUUUGAGGAUAAGCAUGAUUAUGGUCAAUGAUUUUGAGCCUAGCAGCGUGAUCUAGCCCCUUUAAAUAAUGGCUUCUGGCAAUACUUUAUUUUUCUAUAAAUAAUUAAAUCAUCCAUCUUUAAUGCUCUUAGAGUUGACAUUAUUUGUCCUGUGUGAAGUUGGUUUACAAAUAUAAUUUUGGUGCAUUUAUUUAAAUUUUUAUUUUCUAUGUCCUGUUUUUUAUCAUGCUGCUGUUUAGGCUUAACAUUGUGCCGUGAGCACAUGGUUGACCUGGUCAUCAAGUGUAGAAUCAUACGUAAAAUAGUAUAGACUAAAUUAUUUGAAAGUGAAGGUGAAGACUUGGCAAGCCCUUUCAUUCCUCUCUUGCUAUAUACAAACUUUGAACUCGCUUGGAGGACAGGCUUGGUUUAUUGCCCAACUCCAGCCAAAAGAAUUUGCUGUGUUUUGGACAAAGUAGGGAAGGGUUAGAAACUGUCAGUUUUAUAUUGCUGUCUGUGUCCUCAUUUGCAAUAUUUAGGCCUCAUGCACACUGGGCAUUUGCCCAGCUCUUCUGAAUCCCUUUAUCCUGGCAGGACGAAAGCGGCGUUUAAAAAAACGCACCUAUUUUUUUUCGAAGGCUUUUAGAAGCAGUUUUUUUAGCUGCAGUGUGCACAAGACCUAACCCUUCAUGUCCUGAUGGCAGUGGUUCACGGAACAGUAAGAGAUGAGUAACUUUUUUUUUUUUCUCUGUGGAACCAGAAAAGAUAAAACCUCUUGAGAACCCCCAUGAGAGUUCCUGAUAAUAAAAACAUUACAGUUCUCAUCCAUUCUUACUCUUUUCAUGUUUACAAAAGCAGCUUUGGCUGGAGUUGGGCAUUACAGGGGUUGUAAAUCAUUGAGGUUUUUUACCUUUAUGCAUUCUUUGCCUAAAGGUGAAAAACCUUCUGUAGUGCAGCUCCCUCCCAGAGCCCCCUUUUUCUUACCUGAACUUGAUCUUUCCAGCGACGAGAACAAGCUCAGCAGCUCCAGCAUCUGUCUCAGGUCCUCAUUGGAUAGGUUGAUGGCAGCAACAGCCGUUGGCUCCCGCUGCUGUCAAAUCCAGUGGCACAGGGUUGGGGCAGAGUCUUGCUGUCUGUGUCACUUAACUCAAAAGUAGGACUCUGGAGCACGGGUGCCCCGUUGGAAUAUGGGUCUCUGAGGGGGCACUCAAUGCAGGGAGGAGCCGCUGGUAGACCCCAGAAGAAGAGGGCCAGGAUAAUAUGUUUGUUUAAAAAAAAAAAAAAAAGUAUAGCGAACAAUUACAACACCUUUAAGGAUAACUUGGACACACUUGUUAUGACUCAAUAAAGCAAUGCAAAUGGAAAUUUUUCUUAAAAUCUGACUUAAGAAAAUUACUUCUGCGUGCUUAGUAUGUGUUAAUAUGCUUUGCAUACUGCACUUUCCAGCACUGAAUAAGGCAGCUAGUAGUGUAACAGAGUUUGUUUUUAUUGGGCCUUUGUUCUUUUAUUUUUUUUUGGGGGGGGGGGGGGGUUCUCUUAGCAAGAUAAUUCUGAUUUGUGCAUUUUUGGUUUUAGUAUUUUCGAAAAUAAGACAGAGGGGGACUGCUCCUAGGUUUUAGCCUUCUCCAUAAGAAUGUUUGUAGCUAAUAAGGACAGUGGUGUGUCAACCAGCCUUAAGAACUUUGCAUUCCAUGCCUUGGUUCUUUUCUCAGCUGUCCUGCAUGUUCCACUCUGCUAAAGUGAAGGACAAUGAUCUCUGAGAGCAGAGCUGCCGCCUCAGAUGGAGACCCUUCACAGCAAGACUCCCUGUUGUCCAGUGGAGAGUUAUUCCUUGUAGGAGACUGUCAGUAUUUUCUCUACUAACAAGCAUUGAAGCCUCUCAAGCACUUCAAAAUUGUAGACUUCUGCAUCUUACUGCUUCAUAAUUGCUGUGUUGAUUUUACGAGGGAACCAAUAUAAAUUAUAUACAUACAUUAAACCUU